This is a messenger RNA of Penicillium angulare, 489 nucleotides long. Its product is annotated as MARVEL domain-containing protein. The coding region runs from base 1 to 489 and encodes 162 amino acids. The record is from RefSeq and is a predicted model, not a curated record. Gene Ontology annotation, cellular component: membrane. The transcript is spliced from 2 exons. NCBI's taxonomy places the organism in Eukaryota, Fungi, Ascomycota, Eurotiomycetes, Eurotiales, Aspergillaceae.
AUGUUGUCCUGGGUAUAUCCAACUCGAAUUGUGCAGGCUCUCCUCGCCCUGGCAACCAUUGGCCUCGCAGCCUUCGGCGCUACAUCACCCUUCUCCAAUGUGAUUUACUUCUUGCUCUUCAACGGAUGCUGGACAACUGUUAUCGCUGUCCCCUACCUGGGCCUUGCGCCAUUGUGGUUCCCACGAUUUUCGCACGAGUUCGUCAUCCCAGCUGUUGAAUUUGUCACAAUGGGACUCUGGCUCGCUGGUUGGAUUGCCACUGCUGCACUGCUGCCGAAGCCGAGCUCAUGCAAUGACUCGUACUGCCAGGCUCAGCAGGCUCAGAUUGUUAUUGCUGCAAUUGAAUGGGCUCUCUUCCUACUUACCAACGUCUUCGCUUUCCUGGAUGUUAAGAACUCUCGAUUCAACCGAAGGACUCAUGAACAGUCCGCUGCUGAGCAGACUGAACAGACUGAGACUGCUCAGGUUGACGCUGCCCAGGCUGCCUGA